This is a messenger RNA of Pocillopora meandrina, 1632 nucleotides long. NCBI's taxonomy places the organism in Eukaryota, Metazoa, Cnidaria, Anthozoa, Scleractinia, Pocilloporidae. The record is from the annotation of a GenBank genome assembly.
AUGGAUCAAAUGGAAUCAAAGGUAGGUGAUACACAUGAUGACCAUGACAGCGAUUUGGAGUAUGAUCAACUUGUGGAUAACGUGUGGAAAAGAAAUGAAGAGUGCAAGAAGCGAAGCUUUAAACAGUUAGUGUCUAUGAUGUCCUCCCAGUGUGAAAGCGAUGCCGAGCUAUCUGAAGAGUUAAACAACCGCAAAAAUGCUGACCAAGUAAUCCAACCACCUCAACCACCAGUGACGGCUGGUAAUACCAAAUCUAGUGAAAUAGUUAUAUGCGACAGUGAAGAAGAGGAAAUUUUAGACCCAAACUAUCACCCUUCCCUGGACUCCGAAUCAGAGUGUAGCACUGGAAGCUUGUCAGAUAACUGCUCGUUGCAAGAAAGGGAUGACAUUUUAACUGAUUUCGUGGAAAACGUAGAUAAUCUCGAUUUUCUUCGUGUGGAACCAGAAUGGAAGAGCGUGGUUGAUGUUGUUUUUGAAAGAAAAAAGAACGCUGGUAAUACUGACUCCCAAAGCAAUCUUUCACAAGGUAAAGUGCCUAAGGAAGUUAUGAAUGAUGAUGAAUCAUCAGUAUACGAUAGCGAUGAUGAUGAUAAUGACGACUGUCUUGAAGAGAUGGAAGAUGAUGUCAGUUUUGAAGACAAUGAUAGUAGUGAUGACAGCCCACUGCUUAACGAGUUUCAUUCCUGGUUGAUAGACGUAGACGGGGGUUAUCGCUGCGCAAAAGUGGCUGGUCAGUACAAGUCACAGGUAAAACGCAUCAUGAAAGUUCUUUCAGAAGAUUUCCCUCAAGCAGCAAAUGAAAUAGAUCUUGUUACUGUCGAGGGGCAUGACGGAGUGGUAAUGUUGAGGAAGUGGUUGGGUCAACUAUCUGAGGAGUAUCAACCUGGAACCAUUAGAUCAUACCUAAUGAGCCUUAGGCUAUUCCUUAAAUUCCUUGUGCAAGAAGAGAAAGGGCAAGAUAGAUUAGACACACUUCAUGCAAGGAGAGAUCUUUUAACUUCGUGGUCAUCUGCUCAAAGAAAGAAGGUGCUGAAAAGGAAAUUAGAGAAACAUGACAUGGACUUUGCAAAACUCCUUUCUAGCGAAGAUCUAUAUAAAGUGUCAAAUGGACAACAGCGAAUAAACAUAAUUAAAGCGCUUGGAACAGCUGCGGAGAAAAGCAAAGCUUGUGGAGAACCUGUGCUGGUCAACGAUCAGACCUUUUGCGAAGUAAGGGAUUGGCUGAUUACAAGAUUAAUAAUUGACAACUCCGGAAGAAGUGGUAUUGCAGCAAAUAUAACAGUGGAGGAAUUCAAAGAUGCUAAACUGUACGCUGGAGAAGAAGAUGGAGAGAGAUACCGCGUAUCAGUUAAGAAUCACAAGACAGGAGGUGUUUAUGGGGCAGCCAUUGUAUGGUUUCAUGCUGAUGUUUACAAUCUGGUGAAUACGUAUAUCUCAAGGGUGAGGCCUAAGUACGUCAAAGAUGCCACAGAUAACAUGUUCGUUUCAACCAAUGGCGUUAAACUUACUUCAUCGCAAGUAUCCACGUGUCUGACUCGUACAUUUCAAAGGGAGGGUGUGAAGUUUCACGGUCGCAUCUCCGCAACCUUGAUAAGAAAAUCUCUGGCAUCAGGAGUGUGUCCAUUUGCCUGA